GCUUCGCCCGCAGAGGAGCCUCAGUGCGCCUCUCCGGGACGCCCCCAGCCCCGCCCGAAGCAGCGAGCGCCCCGCCCGCGGGGACCGCGCCAGGGAGCUGCGCAAGGAGCCGAGGCCCCGAGCGCCUGAGGAGAGAGGAGACGGCGGCCCCGCUGCGCCCCAGGUCCCGGCCGGCGACCUCCCGAGGGGACGCAGGAGGAGGAGGGAGGCCCGGCGCAAACAUGCCGCUGCCCUGGGGCCUCGCGCUCCCGCUGCUGCUCCCCUGGGUGGCAGGUGGAUUAGGGAACGCGGCCAGUCCAAGGGAUCAUGGGCUGUCAGCAUUGGCACGCCAGCUUGGGGUCUGUUACUAUGGAACUAAACUGGCCUGCUGCUACGGCUGGAGAAGGAACAGCAAUGGAGUCUGCGAAGCUACGUGUGAGCCUGGAUGCAAGUUUGGCGAAUGUGUGGGACCAAACAAAUGCAGAUGCUUUCCAGGAUACACGGGGAAAACAUGCAGUCAAGACGUGAACGAGUGUGGACUGAAGCCCCGGCCGUGCCAGCACCGAUGCGUGAACACCCAUGGCAGCUUCAAGUGCUUGUGCCUCAGUGGCCACAUGCUGAUGCCAGAUGCCACCUGCGAGAACUCUAGGACAUGUGCCACAACAAACUGCCAGUACGGCUGUGAAGACACAGAGGAAGGGCCACGGUGUCUGUGUCCAGCCCGGGGACUCCACUUGGCCCCAAAUGGAAGAGCCUGUGAAGAUAUUGAUGAAUGCGUUUCUGGUAAAGCCGUGUGUCCCUACAAUCGAAGAUGUGUGAACACAUUUGGAAGCUACUACUGCAAAUGUCACAUUGGUUUCGAACUGCAAUAUAUCAAUGGCCGAUAUGACUGUGUAGAUACAGAUGAAUGUGCUAUGGAAACCCAUGUGUGCAGCUUCCACGCCAAUUGCCUCAACACCCAUGGAUCCUUCAAGUGUAAAUGCAAGCAUGGAUAUAAAGGCAAUGGACUGCACUGUUCUGCUAUCCCUGAAAAUUCUGUGAAGGAAGUCUUCGGACCACCUGGUACCAUCAAAGACAGACUCAAGAAGUUGCUUGUUCACAAAAAUGGCAUGAAAAAGAAGGUAAAAGUUAAAAAUGUCCCCCCAGAACACGCUGGGACUCCCACCCCUAAGGUUAACUUGCAGCCCAUCAGCUAUGAAGAGAGUGUUUCCAAAGACGGGAGCUCUCCUGGAGGAAGAAAAAGGAAUGGGGAGAGAAGGAAAGUGGAGUUUGAGGAGGAGAAGAGUAGAGAGAAAGCCCUGAAGAACAACGCAGAGCAGGAGCGAAGGCUUCGAGGAGAUGUGUUUUCCCCUAAGGUGAAUGAAGCGGGUGAAUUUGGUCUGGGUCUAUUCCAAGGAAAAGCGUUGAUUUCUAAACAGAAACGCAAAGAUUUAAAUGUCUCAGUUGACUGUAGCUUUGAUCAUGGGAACUGUGACUGGAAACAGGAUAGAGAAGAUGAUUUUGACUGGAAUCCUGCUGAUCGAGAUAAUGCUGUUGGCUAUUAUAUGGCAGUUCCGGCCUUGGAAGGUCGCAAGAGAGACAUUGGCCGAUUGAAACUUCUCCUCCCCGACCUGGAGCCCGAAAGCAACCUCUGUUUGCUCUUUGAUUACCGGCUGACCGGAGACAAAGUAGGGAAACUUCGAGUGUUUCUGAAAAACAGUAAUGAUGCCCUGGCAUGGGAGAAGACCAGAAGUGAUGAUGAAGGGUGGAAGAAGGGGAAAAUUCAGUUGUAUCAAGGAACUGAUUCUACCAAAAUUAUCAUUUUUGAAGCGGAACGUGGCAAGGGUAAAACCGGCGAAAUCGCAGUGGACGGCGUCUUGCUUGUUUCAGGCUCUUGUCCAGAUGGCCUUAUACCUAUGAUCAAUUGAAUGUUAUCAUCUUUAUAUUUGGCUCUUUAUGUCAGUUCCCUGUUUUUUGAUGUUGCAUCAUAGGACUCUCUAUUUUAGAAAUAUUAAUACAAGCUGAAAAAUUAUAAUGUACCAACAGAAAUAUUAUUGUAAGAUGCCUUUCUUUUAUAACAUGUGCCAAUAUUUGCUUUAAAUAUAGUACCACUGUGUCUUCUCAUUCAUAUCUUAUUUUUUCCAUAUUAUAUUAUAAAAUGUAGAAAUGCCACUUCAUCUUCCCUCCCCAGUAUAUCUGCUUUGUCUACAUGAAUUGAUGAACUGCUCUAUAUAACAUUUCUGGAAUAACAACAAAAAAAUAUGCACAGAGAAAUGUUUAACUGUUUGACUUUUAUGACACUGCUUGGAAACUAAUGACAUCAAAGAUAGACUUUUGCUUAAGUGGCUUAGCUUGAUCUGUCAUCACCAAGCUUGUAUAUUUAAAGUCUUUGCAAUAAUAAUAUCGAAAUAAU
Molecule: messenger RNA, 2371 nt
Organism: Microcebus murinus (gray mouse lemur)
Lineage: Eukaryota; Metazoa; Chordata; Mammalia; Primates; Cheirogaleidae
Gene: EGFL6
Product: EGF like domain multiple 6
Cellular component (GO): membrane
Molecular function (GO): calcium ion binding
Source: RefSeq, a predicted model, not a curated record